Messenger RNA from Penicillium manginii, 402 nucleotides. RefSeq lists its product as uncharacterized. Lineage: Eukaryota; Fungi; Ascomycota; Eurotiomycetes; Eurotiales; Aspergillaceae. The coding region runs from base 1 to 402 and encodes 133 amino acids. The transcript has a single exon. The record is from RefSeq and is a predicted model, not a curated record.
AUGACUGCCAACUCGCAUAUGGAGCAGCCCGCAUCGAACAUCCAGGGCAUGUUCACUGCUGACCAUGGGGCUGGCCCUCCUGCCGAGAGCCACGUUGAAUCUCAACGGUCUAUCGAUCCGCAUACCUCUCUUGAGGACUACAACCGUACCAUGCUCGAGUACACGCAAAAGCAGAUGACCUCUUUUGUUGACCUCGACGAUGGUAAUGGCAGCGGCACCAGCAGCAGAAGUAGCCAAAGUAGUGGCAACAGCGGUAACAGCCGUACUUCCAAUAAUGGCGUACUUUCACGUCAAGCCAACGGCCCUCCUCCCACUUCGGCAAGUGCGCAGCGCCAGGCUAUGCAACGGACUGGACAGAUUCCUGCCGGAAGUCCUAACGAGGCCAAACCCUCACGCUACUAG